Gambusia affinis (western mosquitofish) is the source of this 3926-nucleotide messenger RNA. It is a transcript of the gene gtf3c2, whose product is annotated as general transcription factor IIIC, polypeptide 2, beta. Gene Ontology annotation, cellular component: transcription factor TFIIIC complex. Bases 296 to 3118 code for a protein of 940 amino acids. NCBI's taxonomy places the organism in Eukaryota, Metazoa, Chordata, Actinopteri, Cyprinodontiformes, Poeciliidae. The transcript is spliced from 21 exons. The record is from RefSeq and is a predicted model, not a curated record. Gene Ontology annotation, molecular function: protein binding. Gene Ontology annotation, biological process: transcription by RNA polymerase III.
GCACCACACGCUACUACUAUAUUAGCCCGUUAGCCUAGCCGUGUGUGUUAGCCAAAAUGCGAGGCUCAAAGGCGGUGACUUGCUAGGAAAACAACCGACUUUUAUUACUGAAAUAAGUUUCAGUUUUAUUUAUUUUGCGAAUAAAAAAUGCACCGAAACCAUGGGAAACGUGAUACAAUGCAGCGUGAUGAUUUUUAUUUGUUAAUUUCUGUGUACAGUAAAUCGAAGCUGAACAAUGUCCCAUAGAUGACGAAGCAUAUUGCAGGACAACCCUCACAUAAAUAACUUGGAGCCAAUGGAUCCCGUUGUAUCUGGACAAGGGCUGGAUACGCCAUCACAGGAGGAUAUUUAUUUGUCUUGUAGCUCAAGAGGAAGACAACGAAAGAGAAAUUCUAAAUAUGCUGAUUUUGAAACCGAUGACAAGGAUACUGUUAAAAGGGUCCAACAGAAAUCCCCUCGAAAGUCAGUGGGGAAAGGAGCAACCUCUAGAAAGACUCCCACAAAACAGAGAAAAACUAAAACACCUGAACAACAGACCACAAAUGGAGAAAAAGAAUCACCACAAACAAUCCCUGCAGACUCUGUUGAUACAGUAAUAACUCCUAGAAAACCAAAAAGACCCAAGAAAACACAGCCUGCAGAAACUGCCUCUGCUGCUGGGGACCUGCCAACUGGAAAAACUGGAGGCAGUGUUGCAGAAAAUUCUGCCCAGCAGGAAAAUGGGUCACUGAAGCCGAAAAGAAAGUAUGUCAGAAAGAAGCCUGUGGAGGAAGUUAGAGACCCACCGGAAGAAGAGGAACCAGAUCCUCCUGCUGAACCUGGAGAGGAGGUCCAGUCAGGGGGCCGUCGCCGGAGAGGAGCAGCUAAAGUGGCACUGAAGUACCUCCAGCUUUUAGCCAAAGAGGUUUUCUCUCAUCCCAGAGAUGAACUCGACUCCAAGCUGCUUGAAGACGAAGAAUCCGAACAGAAAUCUUCCAAACAGACAAAAGGUCGAAAGAGAAAACUUGAUGACGUUGAGAAAGACUUUGUGCCAAAUAUGGAAGAUGAAGAAACCGACGAGGAAGAGGAAUAUCAAGAAGUGUCAGAUGCUAAAUUAAAUUUUAGGGAACGAGAAAAAUUUCUUCCUGUUUUUCACCCACAGAGGAGCCAAAAUUGUAAACCUCACAACGGACUCGACGUUAGUAUCAUAAGAACAAUUCUGGAUUCUGCUGAGAUGACAAAAAAAUUCCGGGAGGAGAACUACAGCAGCUGGGUGUUUCCAGAAUGGAUUCCUUCCACUAACAACUGGGAGCCUGUACCAGAAAAUGAAUUAGAAAAAUACCUUCCUCAAGAACUGGAGUCGGCUGCCUUCAAAGUGUCCAGAGACAAUCUAAACCAGGAAGAGACGCCUCUGCUAAGACUCAGCAGGUUUGAGGCGAUGGCGGCUCACCCGGGCCGCUGGGACAUGUUUCUGUUUGCUGGUGGACCCGUCUGGGCCCUGGAAUGGUGUCCCACCCCGGACGGCGCUCCGGCCUCCCAGUACAUCGCUCUGGCUUGCCAUCGAGGGAUGGACGACCUGCACUAUGUGAACCAGACCUACUCAGAACCCGGACUGGUCCAGCUGUGGGACUGUGGCAAACUGGAGUACAACAAGAGACCAGACUCUCAGCCCUCCCUGGUUUACGGUUUGGCUCAGGACAAAGGCUUCAUCUGGCAGUUAAAGUGGUGUCCAGCAGGAGGCUGGGAGCUUCCUGACUCUGUCAGAAAGGCUCCUUUCUUGCCCAGGCUGGGUCUGCUGGCUGUAGCUACGUCCAGCGGUGUGGUCACCAUCUACAGCCUGCCUCAUCCUGAUGCUCUGCUCUCAAGCACAAAACUCACACACUCUGAAAAAAGCAAUGAAAAACCACCAAUUUACAAGGUGCGAGGUGUGAUAACAUUAAAACUGGGCUGCAUCAAAUCUCUUCGUGAAGAAAGGAGCGGACAGGUUCUGUCUAUGGAUUGGCUUCCUCAAAAACCCCACAACAUAAUGGCUGUUGGAUUCUACGAUGGUGUUGUUGGACUCUGGGAUCUUUGUACAAAAUCUUCUUUGUUGCGAGUCAGAGAGUCGGAUCGAUCUUUGACUCUGCUGCCCUAUCGAUCGAUACUCGCUCACGACAACGCCGUCAGAGCUCUGGUCUUCUGUCCUGCAUCCAGAUACUUGUUGACAUCAUCGGGUGAGGACCGCUGCUUGAAGACGUGGGACCUGAGGAGGCUCAGUAACAUGGUCAAGGUCCAAAAACGCCACCUGACCACUGAGCUCUGCUGGCCGCUGGACUCACCUGGGGUUCUGGUUGGCCAGGAAGCUGCCUUCGUACCGAGGAGUUCAGUUGGAGUUCAUUACGUUGAUCACUACCUGCGCUCCUACUUUGCAAUCCCUCGGAGUACGUCUGUAUGGUCUUUGUCUUACUCUGAUUGGCUGCACACCGUGAUGUCAUCAGAUACGCUCGGCGAUCUGGUUCUCUCCAUCUUACCGCUGCCCAACUGCUCUGUCAAGAGAACGUCCUUGAGACGUUUUCCUGCCUACGUCACAUCUAUGGAGCCUUAUGAAGCAGAAGGAGGACAAAUCAAAGGUGAGGAAGAGGAAGGACAAGAAGCAGGAGAGACAGAAAAACCAAUAAACGACGAAGACGAGGGAGGAAGAGUUGGAGGAGAUUCUAGUCUUCACCUGAAGUUUCAGACGUACAAACAGGCUGUGAAGAAAUACUACCUGCACUUUAAAGACUUGGAUCUGCGAUGCCUUACAGGACUCAGUAAGCACGCUUUGUGGAAACACAUGCAGAGCACAGAAGUAACAGCAGUUAUGAACCUGGAUGACAUGCCGCUGGCUGCUCUCUACAAGGCCCGGUUCAACCCGAACAUGAGCAGCCAUGUGUGGGUUGGUUCUGCGGGUCAGACGGGCCUGGUGAGGCUCCACUGUGCGAGGACUUUCAUCACCCCACAAGUCAAGACCAUGAUCAGUAAACAUCAGGCCCAGUUCAGCUCGCUGUACUCGGUCCAGAACCGCAGCGGCGGCGUCCAGACGGCGGCGGAGCAGCAAGAGCAACACAGUUUACCUCACUGCACUGCCACCAGUUUGCAGAAAAAGUCCCAAGAUACAUAAAUACAUGACUACAAAUUACAGGCGAGAACAACGGAGGAUUAGAGACACAGAAGAAGAAAUAAAACACCUGACUUUUAUCUCAGAAUUUAGGUUUUUGUUUUCUCAGAAUUCAGAAUUUUGACUUUUUUCUAAAUUCAGACUUUAAUCUCAGAAUUCUAAAAUUUUCUCAGAAUUCUGUCUGUUUCUCAGAAAUUUGACUUUUUUCUUAUAAUUCUGACUUUUUGAAACAUCUCAGCAGAUUAAAGUCGGAAUUCUGAAACUCAGUUGUCGUCAUCGUCUCCCAAAGGAAGCAGGUGAACAGAAGGACAGAGAUUUAAAAGAAGUCAUGGCCGAAAUCAAAGAAUUUGAAACAUUUUUCUACGUUUAUUUUAAACUGCUUCUUCGUUCAAACAGCAGAAAUCAUAACUCUAAACUCAAAAAACAAUCAGUAAUCAGUAAAUAUUUUUGUUGACAGUAAUUCAGACGGUUUCAGUCAGUUUCGUUAUAAAAACGUUGCCAGCCUGCAGCUAAGUGCCUUUUGUCCUCUUUCUUUUUAGCAAAAAUGUGUGUUUUAUUUUGGAUUGUUGUUACUAUGGAAUAUCUAAAUACUUUUAUAUUUCAGUUACUAUGAGUUGUACAGAAACAUCAACUUGAAAGUAGGUUUUCACUUUCAGCUAAUUUUAUCUUGAGCCAAAAGCUCAGGCCUGAUGUUUGUAUUUUUACAGAUUUAUUUUAAUCUUAAUUUAUAAUUAUAAGUAUGUAAAGCUGUUCAUCAAUUCUUUUUCUACUGGUACUUUUGAAAUGCUGCUUAUAAUAAAACUUUUUUUAA